Messenger RNA from Cercopithifilaria johnstoni, 1170 nucleotides. Lineage: Eukaryota; Metazoa; Nematoda; Chromadorea; Rhabditida; Onchocercidae. The record is from the annotation of a GenBank genome assembly.
AUGCUUUCUGAUGGAAAUGAUGAAGAGUGUUUGGUGAAACAACUCCGUAAAGAGUUGCGUGAUUUAACAUGGGACGAAGACGAGAUGAAGCAGAUACUGAGAAAACACCAAUACAAAAAUGAAGAAGCUGAGAAGGAAAAAAAUGAAAUCAAAUUGAUUCUGGAAAAAGAGGAGAUGGAAAUUGCCAAGAAGGAAGAAGAAUUAAAACAUUUCCGGGCUCGGGUACAGUUACGACGUGAGAAGAUUGAGAACAUGCGCCAGCAGAUCUUUAUAAAUCAUAUGCGAAAAGCAGAAGCUGACGAACAGAUUGAAGAAUUGAAAAAGACUUUGGAAGAAGUAAAAGUGAAAGAAAAGGCUGACCAGCAACUCCUCACAGAUCGUUUAAAAGCUGUUCAAAACAAAUUACUUAGUGCUUCUUGGGUUAUUGCGCGUCAUAAGGAGAAGGAGAAAUUGGCCGAUCUCUGUAAACAAAUUGAUGAUGCUCGUACAAAGAAAGAGCGAUUGUUGCAGUCUAUUCAGGAGAAAGAAGCUAUUUUCGCGGAAAGCCGUGAGCUGCCAUUCACAAAUUUCUGUGUAGCAAUCGCUGCUAUCGCGUUAAAAAAUCAUGCUCUUUUGAGAAAGUUGGCACAAGAAUAUGUCACUAUUGCACAGCUCACUCAAGAAUUAUCAAAUCAGGGAAUUUUGGAUACAUCGGUAUUGUCACAAUACGGUCAGUCACAGAACAGUCAGAUUCAACCGCUUGAGGAAAAAGUAGAGGAAUCUUCACUGUGUUUGAAUAAUGCUGGGGAUGAUGAUGCAAGCGAAGAAAUGGGAUCGCUUGAUUGCAUGCGAGAAAAAACAGCUCUAGGAACUACAGCCGGUGAUGAAGUUCAUCUUAGCUUUCAAAAAGAAGUCGACACAACUGUGACCAUGCCAGCUGUAGAUGAUGGCAAAUUGAAGGAAGAUGUUAAGGUCAUUAUUAUAAACGAGGAAAUUGAAGAGACUGUAUCAAAUAUAGCGAUGGAAGUGGAUAAGAGCCAGGAAAUUAGCCAGACCUCCGAUGAAUUGAAAGUGAAUGCUGUAGGAUUUGAGGAAAGAAUGAUUGACAUGAAUGAAAAACAUGGUUUAAUUGAUAUGAAUAUUGAGCCGAGUCAUACUUCUGAUAAAUAUAUAUACAAGAUUUUAAAGUAG